AUGGAUGGCGGCGCUCCCGCUGGCCUAGCAUCCAGAGGUUCACAAGGUGCCGCAGCUGGAGCCGCCAGAGCCGACGAUGGCUGGGAACAGCUGCAGCUGCAGCUCAACAGAGGACUCGACCAAGGUGCAUCAAAGGCCCUCCGCACCGCCACGUCAGUGCUGCGCAAGGCACCAUGGACACAGGUGUUUACCCUUCUCGACCACUUGGCCGCGAGGCUGGUCCUUCCAGAUGUGUUCUGCUACAGCGCAGCAGCCGCUGCAUGCGCAGGAGACGGGCGCUGGCGGAUGGCUUCAGAACUCCUCCGCCGCAUGCAGGAGCAUCUGGUUGCGCCGAAUGAGAGGACGUUCUCCGCAGCCAUCAGUGCUUGUGACAAGGCUCAACAGUGGCCAGCUGCCCUGGCCCUGCUUCGCGAGGCCCUCCAGCGGAGAGUGGCGCAAGGCUACUGCUACAAUGCUGCCAUUAGCGCCUGUGAGAAAGGGGGUCAGUGGAUCACAGCUCUGGAGCUGUUCCGCGAGAUGAGGGCCGCCGACCUGGAGGUGGAUGCAUUCUCCUUUGCCGCAGCAGCAUCAGCAUGCGAGAAGGGUGCCGCAUGGCCCGCAUCCCUGCAGCUGCAUCAACUCCUUUUCCAAGUCGGUGUGCAGCCGAACGUUGUCACUUUCGGCUCAGCUCUGGCGGCUGCAGCAGCUGCACCCUGGCCAACAGCACUGGAGCUGCUUUCAGAGAUGGGGCGCUACCGCGUCACGCCGAGCAUCAUCAGUUACAAUGCCGUGGUUCAUGCCUGCGAGCAAGGAGCCUCGGGCCGUGUAGCACUGGACCUUGUGCAGGAGGCGCGAGACCUCCAGCUGAGAAUAGAUGGGAAGUUUCUCGGAGUUGCUCUUGCGGCAUGCAGGCGUGGUGGCUUCUGGGAAGAGGCCAUCCUCUUGUGGAGCAGCCUUGCCAAGCAGGAGCCUAACGACCAUCACCUUGCCAGCUGCGUCUUUGCUAUCCAGGCCUGCGAGGGUACGGCAGCUGGCGUGGCGCUAUGUGCCGAGCUGGGGAAGCGGCUGCAAAGGGCAGCCGGGCCUGGGGCGGCAGAACUGGACCAGGCCUUUGGCUGCGUGGACGAGCUGUUGGAGCGAGGGCAGCUGACGGCCGCUGCAGAGACGUCGCUGGGGCGGCGUGCGGCAGGGGCUCGUGGUCGGCUCCUUGCACUGGCAGGAAUACGGCGGCAGCCGACUUCGCAGCUUGCGCAUGCUGUGGGUCCAAUCGCAGAGCCAGGCUCUUGGCGGCUGCACGAACCUCUUCUAGAGUUGCAGCCGAGCCUAGGCUGGGUCUACACGACAGAGGUCUUGCAAGGCCAGCUGGCCUUCAGUUCUUCUGGACGUUGGCGGGGUUUAGCACGUCGUGCCUCUCGUCGAGAACUGUCUGAUGCUCUGCUCAAGGAGGACGAAGAUGUCAGCAGCCAAAGCAUUGUUGCCUGGCUCGCCUUCAACAUGCACGCUGACACAUCAGGCUUAUGUCUGGGAGUUCCCGGUCGCUGCGCAGCCUUCGGAGCCAGCUGGGCGACAGAUUCCGUCGCGGCCUUGGAGCAGCGCUUGUUGCCGGUCUUCCGGGAGCACGACCGGUCACAGCAUGCCGAGCGCAUGGCUUUGCUGUCCGUGGCCGCAAGCGCUGCAAGCCAGAAUCAGCGUUCUAGACCAGAUCUUCAGGAGAGGGCAGCCGACAGAGAAUUUACCUUCGGCUCCGUGCGGCUCUAUGCGACUCACACACUCUGCAUUUCUUGCCUGGCAGUUUGCUGCCAGUUCCACCGACUAUUUCCGCGCGUGUCGCUGAAGGUCGAAAUGGACACAUGGGAUGAGACCCUGCGCUGGUCGUGCCGAAAAGCCCGCACCGAGCCUCGCUGCGGUCUGGAGCAGCUGGUUGCCGAGAUCACCUCGUGGCACCAAGGAAGGCUCGGUCUAGAUGUCCUGGGAAGUGAAUGGUGGACUCUGUGGCUGGAUGGGGAGGAUGACGACGUGGGCUGGCACUGGGACGCCGACUACGAGGCUCGGGAACGGGGAGACGUGCAGCACCCUCUCCUUGGCACGGUGACAUACCUCGAAGCUGGUGGCAGCGUUGCACCCACAGCUGUCCUCGAAGACUGCUUCGAGACUGAGCUUUUGGCAGGGAAAGGCGCAGUGGUGGCCAGGGCACACCUGAGUUUGCCAGUGCCUGGGAAGCAUAUCUGCUUUGAUGGGCGGCUACUGCAUGCCGCACCUGCACAGCUGCGGGAGAUCUUUGGCACCUGUGCCUCCAAGCUCCCGAAGUCCUCUCGCCCGCUGCAUCAUGGUCCUCUUGCCGCCAUGCCGGCAAAGGGAACGAAGAAGAAGCGCGGGGCAGGCAAUGCGGUGUGGGCUUUGGCAGCCGUCACCACGCUUGCCGCGACUGCGGCUGUGGCUUCUGUUCGACUGCAGUUGUACUCGGCAACCGCGGCCGACGAGACAUCGCAGCCGAUCCGGCCCAGGAGACGGAAAAAGGGGCAGGACAAGGGGACCACCGUCAGUCGAUCCAAGGACGUGCCGCAUCAGCAGCCUGAUAUCCAGGCCGAGGAGCCCAACAUCCAGGUGCAGGCGGCGCAGGCCAAGCACGAGAUAAGCAAGCGCGAGGAUCCUGCUGACGAGGCGACGACCCUACCGUCCCGCAGCCGCGAGCUUGAGCUUGAGUCAUCGCCGCAGGGAGAGCCUACUUGGAUCUACUGCUGUGGACAGUGGCAGGAGUGCCUUUGUGGAGGCCGCGUCAAGUGGGGCAACGAAGGUAAGUGGCAGCUGAUCGAGAUGCCCGAGGGUCAAAGUAUCCAGAAGGUGAUGUGCAGCAUUGACAAGCUCGGAGACCUGAUUCCGGGGGAUGGCGGGAAGCAUUGCCAAUGCGAAGUUACCCCAGGUACAUCCUUCUACCGUCGCCUGAACCCACUACUCAUGCCGGAACAGCUUGCCGAGUCCACUGGAUCCAGGCUGAUUGGCUCUUGCGAGAUCUUCGAAAAGGGAAGGUCUGUGGGGCCCCAUGGGCUUGCGCAGUGGCAGGCGACGGAAGCGUUUUGCUCUCCUCAGUGGCAUGAAAGAGCACGCGACAAUCCGAAGCUGCAAGCUGGGAGCAAGCAGGUGGACCUCGGCACUUUGCAAGGGCUGAUGAGGGUCCGAAUUGAUCACCGUUUCCUCAAGAACUACGAGCGGCUUGCCGAUAAAGACGGCUGGAUUGAGAAAGCAUUUGUCAACUACUAUGCAGGUGCACCAGACGGCAAGCACACAAAGAUGAGCGAAGAAUUGGUCCGGUCCGUGCAUCUCUUCUCCAACGAACCGAUCAUCGUCUUCCACCUCGGCAGCCUAACUCCAGACGAUUGGACUGCCAGCCGCUUUCCGCGACUACUGCUCAUGCAUGUAUCUCCUUUGGGUCCAGCUGUUCCUCGGAGCUUCAAUUUCAACAAGAUCCGCUCCUUUCUUCUGGCACGCGUGCGCGUGGGCGUGGAGCUGGACUCGGAUCAGUUUGUGGCUCCAGGCGUGGACUACAUGUUCAACAUGACCCAGAGGGAGAUCACGAAGGACUACCCCAUCCCCAUCCUGCCGGUGCAUUACUUCAGUUUCACACAGAAAGAUGCACCUUCCAAUAUCUGGUGGCGCCGCUUCUGCACAGAUCCACCGCAUUGCGAGCGACACUCCAUGCGCUGGAGUCACGCUCAUCCGACCUGGACUUUCUGGGCUCUUCCGUGGAUAGGCACCUGGCUCCGAAGGAUUCUGCGGGAUGAGACACUGCCGGAGGCGCAGGACAUGGGUGCACUUCGGGUUGCUGACAUUCCGGAGGACGAAGACAUGCUGAAUGUGGCUGCUUGGGAGGACAAGGUCACGAAGCAGUGGUGCAAGUUCGACAACGACCGAACCGAGUUCGAGGAGAUGAUCCGUUGGAACACGGGAAAUGCCAAUAAGUGCCCCUCCGGCACUGGUUGUUCCAACAUCAUGGCUGAUAUGCGCUUCUACCCCAAAGGGGCUGCCAAGGCGCACUUCACGGCGCACAACGCCAAGGACCCGGUCGAGACCAAGAGGUGGAUCGACCGAAUCAAUGAACGGUACCAGAAAGGCCUAUACCCCACCAAGAUCAUCAUCUACCAGGGCAAGCUCUUCGCCACCGGUGAGGAGCUUCGAGCGAAGUAUCCCGAGCUUCCGACUUUCCAGCUGCUGGCCAUGCGACACAACAUCACAGGGCGUGCUCGUUCACAAACCCCAGACUACCACCGGCGCUACGCGCAGAAUGCUGCAGGCACCUCGCUGCCCGGCUGCAGCACUGCCCAGGCCGGUUUGCUCACGACUUCAACUGUGGUCUUUCUUGACAGAGGAACUAACUACACUUGGCGUCCUAACUGA
Molecule: messenger RNA, 4371 nt
Organism: Symbiodinium sp. CCMP2456
Lineage: Eukaryota; Dinophyceae; Suessiales; Symbiodiniaceae
Source: the annotation of a GenBank genome assembly